Molecule: messenger RNA, 1853 nt
Organism: Marasmius oreades (fairy-ring Marasmius)
Lineage: Eukaryota; Fungi; Basidiomycota; Agaricomycetes; Agaricales; Marasmiaceae
Exons: 5
Coding region: 169-1668 (499 amino acids)
Biological process (GO): protein phosphorylation
Molecular function (GO): ATP binding; protein kinase activity
Source: RefSeq, a predicted model, not a curated record
UUUGCAACGAACUCCCACCAUCUAUGCUUCACGUCAAAAAUUAAAAGGCCAGUUCAGACUUUUGGGGGGAAAUCCAGGUGCUUUGCCCCCAUCUUCAUCUCCAUCUCUCAGAUAUCGCGUCACGACCCCGAACAUCCCUAACGAAGUCUAAUACAUCCUCAAGAAUCAAUGUCCUUACCAUCUACCUCUCUACUUAACGGAACCGGAACGGAAAAGAGCCAUGAAGGAUCCUUACGCAAAAAGCGAAAUUUUAAAGCCCUUCAAUUACCUACUGCAUCCAGACAAGCACCUCUAGGACCCCGACCCCGACCUCCCCAGGUCACUACGACUAUACCAACACCAGGAAGCAGUAGCACGAGCUCUGUUCCGGAUCUCAAGCUACCGCCACGGUUACCUGACGACAGUAUGUUGUCGCCAGAAUCCACCACGAACCAGCGGAAGACGUUACAGCUCGCUCUCGAGAAGAUGGAUUUGAACGGGAAAGCAAAGGAUAAGGAUAAGGAUACCGACGAAUCCAAUGGAAAUAAAAAGAAAAAGGUCUUAGACGCGUUACCGAAACCAGAAGAGCUGCGUAAUCUGGCAGAGUUGGGGAUGGGGAAUGGAGGGAGCGUGAUGAAGGUUGAGCAUGUUCCGAGUGGAAUCGUUAUGGCAAAAAAGAUCGUCCUUAUCGAUGCAAAACCGUCCGUACGAAAACAGAUUCUACGCGAGCUACAUAUUAUGCACACAUGCGACUCUCAAUACAUCGUCUCUUCAUACGGAGCCUUCUUAGCCGACCCUAAUAUCUGUAUCUGCAUGGAGUUCAUGGAUAAAGGGAGUUUUGAUACGAUAUAUAAGAGGAUCGGUGCUAUAGAUAUCGACGUGGUGGGUAAAGUGGCAGAUAGCGUGCUGAAAGGGCUGCUGUAUCUAUAUGAUGUGCAUCGGAUUGUUCACAGAGACAUUAAACCCUCCAACAUUCUCCUCAAUUCCUCAGGCGAAGUCAAGCUAUGUGAUUUUGGCGUUUCAGGAGAACUCAUCAAUUCACUCGCGAAUACAUUUGUUGGUACAUCGAUCUAUAUGAGCCCCGAACGAAUUCAAGGUGCAGAGUACUCUAUCCGAUCUGAUGUUUGGUCAUUGGGUAUCACCAUCGUCGAACUCGCCCACGGAAGAUUCCCAUUCUCCGAAUGUUCCGACGACUUCCUCAAUUCCGCUAUCACUCCCGGUGUUGGUUUCGACGGAAGACCACCCUCGACUCUUAUCUCCUCUCCACAACAGCACAGGAGCAUCAGUAUACCCGAAGAGAAAGAACUACCUCCGCUCCCUCCACUUGAAAUACCCAGACGUGACUCUCUCGCACCUGGUAUUGGGAACGGGAACGGGAACGGGAACGUAAAUAGCCAUGGGAAUGCCGCUACGACAAGACGAUCUCGAGGCGUUUCGUUACAUGGAGGAGCUAUGACGAUGAGCAUUCUCGAGUUGAUGCAUUUGAUCGUCCGAGAGCCUGCGCCUACACUCGUAAAUCUGGAUUCGGAUUCGAAGAAGUUCCCGAAGGAAGCGAAGGAUUUUGUUGAUUGCUGUUUAGAAAAGGAUGUAGAGAAACGGAAGACUCCGAGGGAGCUUGUGGGAUAUCCGUGGUUUGGGAUGAUGAAUGUGGCGAAGGUGGAUAUGAAGGUGUGGGCUGAGAGUGUGUGAUGGAUCGGUCGGUCUGGCGGUUUCAGCUGUUCUUUUCUUGUUUAACGAUUACCUUAUGAAAUUUACCACUGUAGAAUAGUCUCUUCUUCUCCGCAGCCAUAUACUACUUACGGACUAGUCGCCUUGAGAUAGAAUAUACCAAGGGGAAGUCAAUUCGACCAUGGCAUCUCAAUUCUCAGACAAAA